Trypanosoma conorhini is the source of this 460-nucleotide messenger RNA. RefSeq names its product putative dispersed gene family protein 1 (DGF-1). NCBI's taxonomy places the organism in Eukaryota, Euglenozoa, Kinetoplastea, Trypanosomatida, Trypanosomatidae. The record is from RefSeq and is a predicted model, not a curated record. The annotation marks the transcript as partial. The transcript has a single exon.
AUGAGCGUGACAUCCUCCACGGUGGACGAUGGCAGCGUCGUGUUGGACGGCGCCUUUGGCGCGGGGUCGCAGCUGCGGCUGGUGGACAGCGUGGUGGACACGGUGGGCCAGUUCGGCGUCAGCCUCGCGGCGGAGUUUGGGACGGACUCCUCGGUCCUGCUGCUUCGCUCUACCGUCAUCGCGGCGUCGGAGGCCGUCGUCGUUGCGGACGACUUCCUGCUGAACGCGAGUGCGAUUGCCGUGCGGGGCUGCCGGCUGGAGGCGGCGCUGCCGAACUUCCAUGAGAGCUCCGCGAUUGCCUUCAAGGUCUUUCGCAUCUUGUCUGGCGGCAGCUUCAGCGUGACGGACUCGCGGCUGGUGGCCGGAAAAGGGCUGGCACUGACCCGCGCCUGCAGCCUGGGCGCCGCGGCCCUCCUUGAGGUGGCGCGGAACGCAAUGCAAGGCCCGGCGGACGGCGGCA